UGUUCUGUAUCGAUCUCCAAUCUCCACGCUAUAAAAUUGAACUCUCUUAAACCCUAAUUUCCAAUACUUCCACCCAGCCCGCAAAUAAAGUUUCAAAAUUUCACCCAAAUUUUGUUAUUAAUUUCGAUAUUAUUUACCUCCUUUUCUCAUUCGUCGAUUCGCAAACAAUGCCUCCAAAGCAGCAAGCUAAAUCGAAAGCUGAUUUGGCGAAAAAGCAAAAAGUGGUUGAAGACAAAACAUUCGGAUUGAAGAACAAAAACAAAAGCAAAAAUGUUCAGAAAUAUGUUCAAAAUCUCCAGCAAUCCGUUCAACCCAAACCCGACUCGUCUAAAGCCGCCGCUAAGAAAAAGAAAGAGGAAGAGAAAGCUAGAGAGAAGGAGUUAAAUGAUUUGUUUAAAAUUGCUGUUACACAACCAAAAGUCCCCCCUGGUGUGGAUCCCAAGUCCAUUGUAUGCGAAUUUUUCAAAGCGGGACAGUGUACAAAAGGUUUUAAGUGCAAGUUCUCUCACGAUUUGAAUGUUCAACGGAAGGGUGAGAAGAUUGAUAUUUACAGUGAUAAGCGUGAUCAAGAAACAAUGGAGGAAUGGGAUCAAGAGACCCUGGAGAAGGUUGUGGAAUCGAAGAAAACAGAGUAUAAUCAGAAUAAACCCACUGAUAUUGUUUGCAAAUACUUUCUGGAAGCUGUCGAAAAGAAACAGUAUGGUUGGUUCUGGGUGUGCCCAAAUGGUGGCAAGGAUUGUCACUACAGACAUGCCCUUCCUCCAGGAUAUGUUUUGAAGUCUCAAAUGAAGGCACUUUUGGAGGAGGAGAGUGAGAAAAUAACUAUCGAGGAAGAGAUAGAAAACCAGCGUUCAAAAGUAACAACAACGACACCAAUGACUACUGAGUUGUUUUUGCAAUGGAAGACGAAAAAGAUGGAAGAAAGAGAAGCUAGUUUGGCUGCUCAACGAGCAGAUAGGGCUAAGAAUGAUCGCAUGAGUGGCCGUGAGUUGUUUCUCUCGGAUGCAAGUUUAUUUGUGGAUGAUGCUGAAGCAUAUGAGGAAUACCGGAGGGAAGAACCAGAGGUUACUGAGCAGAAGGUCACGGAUGACUCAAUGGUAGCUGGGCCGAGCAGUGGAGCUGCUGAUUCUGAAGACAUCCUUCUGGACGAGGAUGAUGAUGAACUUGACAUGGAUGAGCUGAACGAGCUUGAAGCUAGUUUGUCAAGAACAUCCAUUCAAAUUCAGGAACCAGGUAAUCCAACAUCAUCUUGAGAUUUUAAAAAGAAGGUUUAUUGUUGAACUCCAUUGAUCCUUAAGAGUUUGUGUAAGCCUAGCUUUUAACCGGCAACGAAAAAUGUUUUGCUUGAAACCGGAAUGAAGUUCUGUUGUGCACCUUUUUUCGGCUCAUAAUCCAAUCUUUGGAGACUUUGUUACAGUACUUGGGUGUUGGUGGUUUAUCGGACAUUGUUAUGUUCA
Hibiscus syriacus is the source of this 1457-nucleotide messenger RNA. Its product is annotated as zinc finger CCCH domain-containing protein 11-like. The record is from RefSeq and is a predicted model, not a curated record. Lineage: Eukaryota; Viridiplantae; Streptophyta; Magnoliopsida; Malvales; Malvaceae. Bases 168 to 1253 code for a protein of 361 amino acids. The transcript has 8 exons. Gene Ontology annotation, biological process: cytoplasmic translation. Gene Ontology annotation, cellular component: cytosol. Gene Ontology annotation, molecular function: mRNA binding; metal ion binding.